GUAUCAAAACCUUAAUAAAUGCAUAAUUUUGGCCACGAAUAAAAAAAUGUUACGUAAUAACGUCAUUUGAAAAAUCCGUUUAACUUGAUAAAAGAUGUCCUUAGCAUUAUGUAGAAAUAUACUAAGCCUUUCGGCCAAAACUCCGCUGCAAAUAUCUGUGAGACAUUAUGAUAUCCCGGAGCACCUCCAGAAAGUGGCUUCGGACCCGAAUCCGAGUUUCUACAGGAUGGUGGAAUACUUCUACCACAACGCGGUGAAAGUGUGCGAGGCGAGUCUACUGGAGUACCUGCAGAAACACACGCAUUUGUCUGAUAAGAAACGUCGACAGAGAGUUACUGGUAUUUUAAAAGUAAUGGGAUCCUGCAACAGCUCCCUCCAGUUUGAGUUUCCUUUGCAAAGAAAAAAUGGAGACUAUGAAAUAGUACAGGGUUACCGCUCACAGCACAGUGUGCAUCGACUGCCCUGUAAAGGAGGUAUACGGUUCUCUGAUGAAGUGAACAUGGAGGAAGUGAAGGCUCUAGCCGCCUUGAUGACGUACAAGUGCGCUUGUUCCAGUAUUCCGUUCGGAGGAUCCAAAGGAGGUGUUGCGAUAAACCCAAAGAAAUACACGAUAGCUGAGCUGCAAAGAAUCACGAGACGGUACACUUUGGAACUGGCUAAGAAAAAUUAUAUAGGUGCCGGCAUCGAUGUUCCGGCUCCGGAUAUGAACACGUCAGGCCGGGAGAUGUCUUGGAUCGUCGACACCUACAUUAAGACAUUAGGUUACCACGAUAUCAAUGCGGCUGCGUGCGUGACCGGCAAGCCGAUCAACGGCGGCGGCAUCCACGGCCGCGUCGAGGCCACCGGCCGCGGCGUCUUCAUGACCAUCAGCACCUUCAUGCACGACGAAUACUGGAUGAAGGAGAUCGGCAUCGAGCCAGGGUUCAAGAACAAGACGGCUAUAAUCCAAGGAUACGGCAACGUGGGGAGCUACGCCGCCGUGUAUCUUCAACAGCACGGUGUGAAGGUCAUCGGUGUUCAGGAGGUGGACUGCAACCUGCACAACCCUGAAGGGAUCAAUACCACGGAGUUACAGCAGUACAAAGCGAAAAACAAGGGUUCCGUAAAGGGAUUCUCGGGCGCCAAAGAGAUGGGCCCCGAGCUCCUGUUCGAGAAGUGCGACAUACUGGUGGUGGCUGCUAUGGAGAAGACCGUCAACACAGAAGUAGCUUCCAAACUCAAUUGUAAAGUGAUAGGCGAAGGCGCGAACGGUCCCACCACCCCGGCAGCCGACGCGAUCCUGCGCGACAAGAAGAUCCUCGUGCUGCCGGACCUGCUCGCCAACGCGGGCGGCGUCACCGUCUCCUACUUCGAGUACCUGAAGAACAUCAACCACGUCAGCUUCGGGAAGCUCAGCAUCAAGUUCUGGCGGGACUCUAAUACUGCGCUGUUGGACUCCGUGGAGCAGUCUCUGAAGGCGGCCAAGGUGGACGCGAAGAUCGAGCCGUCGCCGGUGUUCCAGACGAUGAUGUCUGGCGCCAGCGAGAUUCACAUCGUCAACUCGGGGCUCGAGUACUCUAUGGCCAACGCUUGUCAGAACGUGAUGCGCUCAGCUAAAAUGCACAACCUGGGACUUGACCUGCGCACCGCCGCGUACAUUACAGCUAUAGAGAAGAUUUUCGUCACAUACGAUGAAAUGGGCUUGGCGUUAUAAACUGUCCUCAGUUAACUGUCCAAGACCAACCGAAUUGGGUUAGGGUUUAUUGAAGAAAACUAAUUGGAUUGGUUGCAGCUGCAGCUGUGGCUGUGCUAAAUAAAAAUUGCCAUACAGAAAAUUCCAAAAUUUUGUAGCAUAUUAUAUGAGUAUUAUCUUUGUAUCAAAUUUACCAAUUUGAUUUUGUAUUGGCAUGACAAAAGAAUUACUUUAAGAUCUGAUGGUAAGCUGUAGUUCAAACGCCAUGUUGAACACAGCCGGAGCAUGAGCGCUUCGAACAUUUUAGACCCUUUUCUGUCCAUUUUUUUAGGUCUACUGGCAAACGUUAAAUGUUCAAGUUGUUCUCCUUCUCUUCUCUUCUGACUCCAGCCGAUUUUAAUAAACGAUCCCAAACUUGACCUCCGUUCGAUAAACCUAUCAAAAUCAUUCAUUUGUAAAGCAUGUCAAAAAACCUCACCUGAUUGGUUCUUUUUCUCUAUCUAUCGAGGAAGAGCGAUUGGUGUAGUUUAUUGAAAUCGGUGGUACAUGCAUUGUGUCUACGUCAUCACUUGAGCCCUAGAAAUCCUCCAUGGGACCUCGCCUUGACCACGCUGACCGUAUCCAGUAGAAGGCGUAAGAACUUCAGCACUGAUUUAAAAGGUGGCUAAUUCAUACCAUGCCAGAUUUUUCACAAUAUUUACAGAGGUUGCUAUUUGCUAUUCCACCGUCUAAACUACACCCCACAAAUAUUCUUUAUGUAUAUACAAUGGUUGUUUGAUUGUACUAAUAUUUUUAUGUGAAUAUUAUGUAUUAUGUCCAUGUACGAAUCACCAGAAAAUGGACUAAGACCUUGGUCAGUUCUGUAAUUUUUACAUUUGUUACUUUUAUGUGUUUACUGUUUGUCAUAAAUAUAAAGUGCAUUAUGUUA
Molecule: messenger RNA, 2600 nt
Organism: Manduca sexta (tobacco hornworm)
Lineage: Eukaryota; Metazoa; Arthropoda; Insecta; Lepidoptera; Sphingidae
Product: glutamate dehydrogenase, mitochondrial-like
Exons: 11
Coding region: 95-1693 (532 amino acids)
Biological process (GO): L-glutamate catabolic process
Cellular component (GO): mitochondrion
Molecular function (GO): L-glutamate dehydrogenase (NAD+) activity
Source: RefSeq, a predicted model, not a curated record